Molecule: messenger RNA, 2280 nt
Organism: Sabethes cyaneus
Lineage: Eukaryota; Metazoa; Arthropoda; Insecta; Diptera; Culicidae
Exons: 2
Coding region: 133-2280 (715 amino acids)
Biological process (GO): snRNA transcription by RNA polymerase II; positive regulation of transcription by RNA polymerase III; snRNA transcription by RNA polymerase III
Cellular component (GO): transcription elongation factor complex
Source: RefSeq, a predicted model, not a curated record
UUGAUAUUGGCAUUGAAUUCAAACAAUAAAAUUUAUUGUUUACGAGUGACCGCGUAUUUCAUUCUGCCGCAAUAUUUACCGCUUUCUGUUGAAAAAAACCUGAGGUCGAAGGAUUCGAUCACAAGGUAUAAAAUGGAGGCUUAUGUUAAACUAGACUGGUCGAAAAACCAUCGCCGUAGCGAACCCCGACUGCUGGAUUACUUUGCGAUUGAUUUUUCUAAACACGAAGAAGAUAUUUUUAAUCUACACAUCAAUGAACUGGAAACGAUCCAUCAACCCGGCGAUUUGUACGUAGACGACCAUAACAACAUGGAAGUGAGUUUUCCGAUUGAUCCUCGAAAUGGUACUGAGGUUCGGCAAAUUGUAAUCGAUGCUACCAGCGCAUCGACUCGUUUAUUUGAUCAGUUUCCUAGCGGAUCAUGCCUGAGCCGAGCCGAUCAUCAGCAUUGUUUAACAGUACUGAACCGAUUAAAUAUGAGACUAAAUUUUGACACGGUAGAUGAUUUAGAAGCGCUAGCAAAAUAUAGAAUCUUGAUCGGAAAGUUGGAAGCGGAGAGGUCACUAUUUGAUGAAUUUGUGAGGAAUCAUUUCAACAAUGAUUUAGUUUUCCGCAAGCGGAUAGUUGAUCCGGAAUUGAACAACUUAGUGGUAUCUAUUUGGAAGGAUAAGGUUCAGAGAACCAUGGACACCUUGACGGAUGACAGUAGAUUCCACCUGUCGACAGCAGUAAUGUGGUUGAAAUAUAGCGAAAAUGAGCGAAACGUAAGGUUCGAACCGGUAUCUGAGGAUAUAUUGGAACUUGGUCAGGUAAAACACAUUUUCACCGAGAAUUUAUUAAAUUGUCGUACUUUGAAAAGAAACGUACGGGUGCUUGAGCACUUUUUGCAAGAGCAGUUAGCUUUUUCUACAAUUAAUCAUUCAGUUCAAGUGGCUCAAAUUUUAAAACAAGAUGAAGAUCUGCGAAUUGUGAUAAAUUCUGGAACGCUUACACACAUGCUUGACAAUUUUUGCAACUUGCAGAACCAAUGGUUGGUGCCGUUCCGAAUUGAAGUAGUUGAAGGACGUAGUGUCAUUUUUUUCGAUAAGAAAAUGCAGCCUACAAGAAUGAGUAGUCACAAGCGAAAUAUAAAAGCGCAUAAAUAUUUAAUAAAAAGUUUCAUGAGUGUUUUGAAAAAAGACUACAGCUCCGGAAAAGAUAGAAAAAUAGGAGAUUUAAAGUAUUCAGAUACGCUAGAAUAUAAAGUCAUUGAAUUUGAUGCGUACCUUCAAAGAUUAAAAGAAGCGGACGAAACAAGCGACAAGCCUCAACAAAAUGUUUGCUUGAGGCUGUGGAAUUUACGCGAUGGCGAUGAACAGUUUCGAUUUCUCAUUAAAUCUCGAAUGGAUUGCUACCAAUCACUGCGAAAAGUCAAGUUUUUUAUUAACAUUUCUGUUAAGCUAGAAUAUCAAGCCGAAUUCGGUGCGGAACAAAUGACCCAGAGUGAGCUGAUCAGAGAAUGGACACGACAAUUUUUGAGGCCAAAUUCUAAAACAUUGCGUUUACGAAUAAACGCAAUGACGCAUACAAUCCUUUCGCACCAUUAUUUGGAGCUUAAAGAUAUCGAAGAAGAGUUGAAGCGAACCUACAGCAUUGAGCCAAUCAAUGUUAUAACGAACCUUUGGCAAACUUUGAAAGUUUUGCUAAACUUUCCUCCAGGGGAGCAUCUUAUGCAACAUGACACGAAGAAUUCGGAAAGCGUCCUUAUUCUAUCGAAAAAUCCAAAAUUAGUCACAACUGGUACCAGUUUGAAUUUGUUAAAUAUCUACUCUUCCGUAGAAUAUGAUCAAUGCGUUUUGGAACAGUACGAUUGGAUACCAAUAGAUCGGACAGUCAUUACAAAACUUCACAGAGAGCACACACUAUUGCCGUGUACCUUCCCACAUUGGUUACAGAAACAACGAAUUGUUGCGCGGGAUAAACUAGGUCCAAGGCAAAAGACGGAGCCUUUACAAGCGAAAUGUAGUCCGCCUAAAAACAAAAAAUCUAAAGGCGAUCGAGAACGACAAAAACGUAAACAAAAAGAGCGGAAGCUACUAAAGCGUAAAGAGCAAUCUUUUGUAGCAGACAUUCAAAAAUCGCUGGACCAGUUCGCACCAUACCCUGGUCCUUCCAGAUCCACCAAUACCAGUGUUAAAUCGUGCAAGACUAAAAAGUCAUUCCCUUUAAAAAGUUUUGUGAAAGGACAAACAAUUGACUAUCAGACGUACAUUGAUCAAGCAAACGUUCAAAAGCACGAAUAA